UGUGCAUAAUGGUAUGACCCGAUAUUGCAUAUACACCACAAGAACUAUUAACAUUAUGGUAGUAAAUUGACUGUAAGCAUGGCAGGAGCCAAACCUGGCGUCCAUGUAGUACAGCUUAAACCGAUUCAGGUUCCAGAGACUUUAGUGAAAGGGAAUAAAUUCAUAAAAUGGGACGAGAACUCGCAAACAGGAACCCCAGUCACCUUAAAGGUGGAUCCAAAGGGCUACAUCCUGUACUGGAAAGAUCAAAACAAGACGUCCAAAGAUGACAGCUCAGACAUGGACUUCUUGGAUAUAUCCUACAUCAGAGACACGCGAACAGGAAGACAUGCCAAGGUUCCUAAGGGUAGUAGUCGUAGGCCAUCCGCACCUGAGGGCAAAUUGCGAGACCAAUGUAUGAUUGGCCCACCAGAUAUUCCAACAGAAGAUAAGACCAUCACAAUAUGCUACGGCAAGGACAUGACCAGCAUAGACUUCAUCAAUUUUGUGUGUGCUAGCAGAGAUGUUGCAAGGGAAUGGACAGAGGAGCUGUUGAAGUUUGCCACGAAUUUGCUCGCUCUGAAUAGCAGUGUCCUAUCCUAUUUGGAAAAGGCUCACACCAAACUGACCCAUGUUUUAGAUGUCAAUGGUAGAAUUCCAGUUAAGAAUAUCAUUAAAAUGGUGGCCAAAGAUUCCAGAGAUGACAAGAGGAAAGUUGAAAAGGCUUUAGAGUCAGUUGGAUUUAUGGCAGGAAAGGACGGUUUUAUCAACUUGCCCUUUCACAAGAUGAUGAAAACCCCUAGACAGAAUGAGACCAUAGAACCCAACAAGUUUACCUUUGAAGAUUUUUUUAGCUUUUAUCGUCAUCUUCUUGGAAGAAAUGAAGUGGACAAAGUGUUUGAUGAAGUGGGAGCUAAGAAGAAGCCAUAUCUAUCAGUGGAACAGUUUGUGAAUUUUCUAAACAAAGAGCAGAGGGACCCUCGACUGAAUGAAAUUCUUUACCCCUACUACACUGUGCGGCAAGCACAGGACAUCAUAAAUGAAUAUGAAUUCAGACAAAAUAUGGCAACAAAAGGGCAUUUGUCACAAGAAGGUUUCCUGAGAUUUCUGUUGAGUGAAAAUAACAACAUUGUCCCACCAGAUUCUCUGGACCUUAGCCAUGACAUGAACCAACCGCUAGCCCACUACUUCUGUAAUUCCAGUCACAAUACCUACCUACAAGGACACCAGCUAACAGGUCGAUCAUCUGUGGAGAUGUAUAGGCAGGUUCUGCUGUCAGGGUGUCGCUGUAUUGAGUUAGAUUGCUGGGAUGGUCGUAAUGCAGAUGAAGAACCCAUGAUUACUCAUGGAUACACUAUGUGCACUGAAAUUUCGUUCAAGGAAGUAAUUGAAGCAAUUGCAGAUAGUGCUUUUAAAACAUCAGAUUAUCCAGUUAUUCUGUCUUUUGAAAAUCACUGCUCGCAAAGGCAGCAAGCAAAGAUGGCAGCACACUGCAGAAACAUAUUUGGUGACAUGUUAUUGACAGACAUGCUGGAUGGAUCACCUCUGGAUGUAGGGAUCCCACUGCCAAGUCCCAACAGUCUGAUGCAUAAAAUUAUAAUCAAGAACAAGAAGAAACAUUUUCACCAAAGAGAAAAGCCAAAACAACUAUCCAAAACCCAGAGUCAAAUGAGAGAUGCAAUUUCUGUGGAUGAAGGAGGCGGAGGCACUGGGGGAGGAGGGAGUAACAGUGAAGGGGGUAAGCGCACAGAGAGCGUCUCUGAGGACAACACUAGUCAGGGAAUACCAGCCCCUGACAGCAAUCUGGAUGAAGUAGUUUCUGAUUCAUCUGACAGUGAUGAUGACAAUGAUGCAGAUGAUGAUGAUAAUGAGGAAGCCAGACGACGAAGACAGUUCAAAGCUGAGAAGGGUACAGCUGGAAGAGAAGCAGAAGCUGGAUUAGAAAUGUCUAUGCUCGUUAAUUAUGUUCAACCAGUUCACUUCCAUUCCUUUGAAGUUUCAGAAAAGAGAAACAAAAGUUUUGAAAUCUCCUCUUUUGUGGAAACCCAAGCAACCAGUCUUCUGAAGGAAUAUCCAGUGGAGUUUGUCAAUUACAAUAAGAGGCAGCUUAGUAGAAUUUACCCCCGGGGGACUCGUGUGGAUUCCAGUAACUUUCUACCACAGAUUUUUUGGAAUGCAGGUUGCCAACUUGUAGCAUUAAACUUCCAAACUUUAGACCUUGCCAUGCAAUUAAACCUAGGAAUAUUUGAGUACAACAAUCGCUGUGGAUAUGUUCUGAAGCCUGAAUCUAUGAGAAGAGAUGACAGGCGAUUUGAUCCCUUUGCAGAGUCCAUUAUGGAUGGUGUAGUUGCAGCCACAUUGACGAUAAAGGUUUUAUCAGGGCAGUUCUUAACUGACAAAAAAAUUGGGACUUAUGUUGAAGUGGAUAUGUAUGGCUUACCCACAGAUACAGUUCGUAAGCGUCACCGGACAAGAACAGUCCCCAAUAAUGGCAUUAAUCCUGUCUAUGAUGAAGAGCCCUUUGUAUUUAAAAAGGUUGUGUUGCCAACUUUGGCAGUUCUACGACUAGCUGUGAUGGAUGAAAACAAUAAAUUGUUGGGUCACAGGGUGCUACCAGUGGAUGGAUUACGGCCAGGAUACAGACAUAUACCUCUGCGAAAUGAGUGUAACCUACCCCUAAUAUUGCCCACUGUUUUUGUUCAUAUAAGUGUGAAAGAUUACGUUCCUGAUGAUAUGUCUGCCUUAGUGGAUGGAUUGAUAAAUCCUCGGCAAUAUUGGAGUAAACAAGAAAAAGAGAAAAGAAAAACACUUCUCUCAAAGUUCUUUGAUUUUGGAGAGGAGUUUAAAUUUACUGACCAAGAAUUGUCUGGCAAAUCUGCAAAACAGCACACCAUAGAUAAAAGCAGUAGUUCAAAGUCUAUACUGUCAAAUGGAAAAACUUCCGGCCCCACAUCACCGCAGCGUCGAGAACCAAAACGAAUGAGCCCAGUAUCUGUGAAUCCUGAGGAAAAACCCCAAAUCACCAAGAAACCCAAUCAUCCAUUAGUAAAACCAGAGCCAAGUAAUGGACAACCAAGUCAGUUCAACCAAAUAUCGGUUAAAGAAAACCGGGUGCAAUCAGUGAGCACAAUUCAAUCACUACUGAAUGAUCCGGCAUUGCUGGUGCCAACACCUCUGAAAGAUCUCAAAUAUCAGAAGGCAUUCUUCAAGGUGAUCAGCAAGAGAGAUAAAGAGCUGGAGUCUCUUAGUAAGAAGCAUGAAAAGGCUAGAGAGACCAUGCGUGAGAUACAUGAGCUACAAGAAGAAAGACUCAUGAUAUCUCAGGUCAAAGCCAGGACGGCCAUGGAAAAACUUCAUGCUAAAUUGUUAAAGAAAGCUAUAAAAGCUGCCAAUGUUGAGCAAGUGGAACAGGCCAACAGACAAGAGUAUCAGAAGCUCACUCGUGAAAAUGAUAAGAAGCAUAAAGAACUACGCAAGACUCAGGCAGAGGUAUUUGUCGCCAUGUGCAAAGACCAUUUCCAAGCAGAAAUGGAUGUUAUGUUGAAGCACCAUGAUGCUGUGUAUGACACUCUGAAGCUGAUCAUGGAGAUAAACCAUCGUGAGCAUGAGAAGAAAUUGACAGCAAUAUAUGAGAUGGAGGUGGAAGAGCACAAAAGGAAAAUGGAAGAGCACAGCAAGAAAGAGAUGAAGGCUCUUAGUAAAAUAUACAAGGACAAGAAUGAACUUGCCAGGAUAAAGAGAGAAGCACAAAACAAACACAUAGAUGAAGUGGUGCAAGAAAGAGCCAAGCAUAAAGAUUUACUGGACAAGAAGAGAGAGGAACUGAAACAAGAAUUAAGCUUGAUUCAGCUGGAGUUUGAAAAAGAGAGAGAAGUGGUACCAAAAGAAUACCGAGCAUCCUUUGAGGAGAAGUGUCGAAAACUGACUGAUCAAUUCCGUGACGUAGGACUAUGUGAUUCUCGUGAGGAACUGAAUGGGGAACAAAACACACCACUCUAAUACUGUAGAUCUUGUGAUAGAUUCAGGAACCAAAAUGUGUACAGCAUGGCAUUUAUUGUUUACUACCAUGUUUUGUUUACAGUUUGUUAUAAUUCAAAAUGUUCUUGUUCUGUGUUUUAAGUAGAUGAAGAGGAUGAGACUGAAGGAGUUGAAGAAAGCAGUUAAGACUCGUACAUUUGACAGUCAGAUAGGUUGACAUAAUAUAUAAUGACAAUUCCAACUGUGACAAUCUUUUAAAUUCUCACUAUCUGUCUGUGUUGUUAACCCAGUUGAAAAGUCAGUGGGAAAAAUUUGUUGAUGUCAUGACAUAUGGCACUUAAAAAAAGAUACAGUAAACCAACAUUUAUUUGUAUGAAAUGAAAGAAACAUCUGCAAGAUUUUCAGUAUUCAUUUCCUGUGAAUGUUUGUAAACAUAGACAAAACACUUUUUUUAUAAAGAUUAUUAAUUUUUUUUUUUUUUUUGUUGAAGUAUUUUUCAUUAUUUUUGUGGUUUAAGCAUACCUCACAAAUUUAAAUCCUUCACAAACAAGAAAAACUGAAGUAAUGAAUAACUACUAAAGCAUGUCCCCAUGGACUUGCAUAUUUUUCUUAAAUCAUGGAAAUUUUACCCAAUGAAAUGCUGGAUCACUCAAGAUUAUUAAUCAUCAUCAGUGGGGUUCACAUCUGACGUUCAUGACAAAAACUGGAAAUAAAAGCUGGUUUACUGUAUACUGUAAUUCAUCGCCUAUUGAAAUGUGCAAGUUCAUGGCAUGGUGUCUAAGCAUAAUAUUCUGUGAAAAAUGUAACAGUGCUUUUGUUUAUUAUUGCAAAAUAUGACAUUUGGUAUAUGACUAUAUGUACAUAAUGAAAAUGAAAAAUGAGGUCUGGCAUUUAGUUUUUAUGUUUAUUUCUAUGUGUUUAUGUUUUUCGUAGAUUAAAGUAAUAUUUAAUGAAUAUAAUUCAUUUAAAAGUAGGAUAUCUUUUAUUGUAUGAUAAACACAUUACAAAACCAUUCCACUGAUUCCAAAUAUAUAAGGUGAUUGUAAGUUUUCAUGCAGUCCUUUCUAUAAUGCAAAAUAUGUGUAUACUAAUAUAGAGAAUUAACAGUCAAGGCUUUGGAUCGAAUUUGUAAUGACAUAUGUUCAAGGUGUAUAAAUGUAUGCUGAACUUUAAUUUGCAAACUCUUCUACACCAUAUACAGGGAGGAUUAUUCAGCCUGUUCAUUGUUAACUAGUGCAAAAAAUAUUUUAAGAAUUGUAGGACUUUUUGCAUUAUCACAACUUUUACAGAUCAUAAUCCACUUUGUAUAAAUUGUGACGUACGUUUUUAAUUUGGGCCCAUUUUAAGGGCUUCAUUAAUAGUGCUCCAAUCCUUGCCCAAUUUUAACUCAUAACUUGAGCCUAAUGUUUCAAAAAGCCCAGUGUUUCUGGAAAUAGUCAUUCCAAUCGUCAAAACAGGAUUAAUGUUGAUGUUUUGUAUGUUCUUUUAUACAGCAUUACUUCGAAGACAAUUUUUGUUACCCAAUGAAAAUCUAUUUUGUUAAUUUACUAAUAAAUGAGGUAUGUCCGGAGGGCAUUAAUGACUGGUACUACAGCAAAGUUGUUAUACUGGACUCCCAUAGUUGUUUUCAUGAUAACCUCUUUUCAUGAUAUAGCACAUUUAUUUACAAUGUACCAUAUAUGAUAAUUAGUUGGCGGUGGUCUCUAUAGUUUAGCCUGUCUUUCUACAUAUUUUAACCAGUUCAUGCAUACAUACCAUGAUGUCAAAGUAAUUUAUCAGAAAUUUAAAGCCUUUUUAAACAGUUUGUCUUUUAUUUUGUUCUAUGAAGUAAUUGCAGUAAAAUGUUAUGGACAGUUUCCCAAAUAUUGAUAUGAAAUCAUUGUAAUGUUAACGCCAUGACAGUACAACAUUGAUAUGUAGAACAUUUAAUUGAAAGCGCUAGUGCUUUACAAAAUAUAUGUUUCCUUUUAGUUUUCCUAUAUAUCAAUCACUCUUGCUGUUUUGUUUUUGUUUUGUUUUUUCCAAUUUUUUAUAAAAUAUAUAUAUGUAGAAGAUUAUGGUAUUAACCAUAUGUAAGUGUAUUUGUAAUAUGUAAACUAUUAAUUUCAUUGUGCAGUGAUAAAAAUAAUAAUUAUCCAUGUUUGACGAUAUCUACAAAACCAAUGUGCUUAGAUGGGGAUCUUUACCCAUGUUUGUGGAAAAAGGGAGAUGUUCUCUCAGUGUUUGAUUAUUCUGUAAGUGUUGCAAGGAGGUAAUGGUAAAACUCAAGUCUUAUGCAGUUCUCUUUUUUUUAUUAUUACAUUGAUGAACUUUUAUAUGCAUCUUGAAAAUACAUGUAUAUUAUGUGUAUUUAUGUUUUGUCCUGUUUCAUUAACUGUAAUGAUAAUAUCCUUUUUCCUUUAGAAAUGGACAUUGAAAAAACAUUCUGGUGCAAUUUCCAUGAAUGUACUGUUAUAUUUAUGGUUUAUUGAUAGAGAGAGUCUGUUAUUUUGCAUUUCACCAACAUGAUGUGAAAAUCAGUUACUGGUCUUGAUCUCUAUUUUUUGUAAACCUUCAAAAAUUCUAAAAAGCAUACAUUCUUGUGUAAUUCAUUAUCAAGUACUUAAUACACAGAUCACUGGGAGCGGUUUACAAAAAUACUUAUCUCUAGUCAAAUUAUGAAGUUGCAAGGUGUUGGUAUUUAUGCCAUAUGAGGUAAUUGUCACAAAGAUUCAGCAUGUAUUUUUCAAAAAAUUGGCUCAAAAACUUUCUCGUAACAAGAGAAAAUGAGGAUACUAAAAAAAGUAAUUAUGUGUGGUGCUUACACAUAUCAUUGAUGUCUGUAUCUUGUUUUAAGAAGCAUCAAUUUUUGGUGAUGAAUAAGACUGCUUGUAUUUUCUGUUAGGUGUUAUAAAGUGCUGAUGGCAUUUUUCUUUUACAUACAUAUAUACUCUAGACAACCAAGACUCACUUCGAUUGGAAAACCAGAGUUAACUCAAGUUAAUUUAGAUACAUGUCUUGCAAAUGCACAAACAAAUUUGCAAUAGAACAAAUAUAUACAUGAGUUGUAUCGCAUGUAAAUAAAAAUGGUGGCACUGGCAAUUGCACAGUUUUCUUAUGUUAAAGGGGAAGACAAGGUUGUAAUAACUCCUCAACUAUUCCCGUAAAGUCUCCUAUUCUCAAACAAUGUACCAUAAAAACUAAAAAUAAAUAAGACAUGCCUACACUGUUUACAGCCAUUACUGUGAUGUAAACUACUAGAUUACAUGUGGGUUGGACCCUGGUAUGAUUGGGUAAGGUUAAUUGGUUAUAUUUGUGACAUUUUAGGGUUACUCAAUACAUUUGAUUCAUCCUUGUGUGAACUCAGGUUUGCCAAUCAAAGUAGGCCCAAGAGAUUAAAAAGGAUCAUAUAUUGGGAAUUUGUACAUUUAUAUAUUGCUUUUGCAGAAAAUACAGAUCAAUUUUCAAUAAGAACUGUGGACUUUACACUAAUUAUCUUGUCUGUUUUUGUAUGUCUCCCAUUUGUUUUGUUAUCUUGUCAAACAAUCGUCAUAUAUGUUAACUGCAGGUGAUCCUAAUUAAAAGAUAACCAGAAACAUA
This is a messenger RNA of Ostrea edulis (European flat oyster), 7536 nucleotides long. RefSeq names its product 1-phosphatidylinositol 4,5-bisphosphate phosphodiesterase beta-1-like. The transcript has 34 exons. Gene Ontology annotation, molecular function: calcium ion binding; phosphatidylinositol-4,5-bisphosphate phospholipase C activity. Gene Ontology annotation, biological process: lipid metabolic process; phosphatidylinositol-mediated signaling. Lineage: Eukaryota; Metazoa; Mollusca; Bivalvia; Ostreida; Ostreidae. The coding region runs from base 79 to 3978 and encodes 1299 amino acids. The record is from RefSeq and is a predicted model, not a curated record.